UGCUUCUCUUUACACUGAGGGAGACACCAGCAGUCCUCUUAACUUCCUUACCACAAAGAACGAUUUUGAAACGAUGAUGAGGGCCCAGAGCUGGGUGUUGGUGUCUUUACUGCUGCUCUUGGAGGUUCUGUGUUCUAGGGUUGAUGCCAGCAAUCCAGGAAUCGUGGCCAGGAUCACCCAAAAGGGCCUGAAUUAUGCUUGUGCCAAGUCAGUGACCAGCUUGGAAAAGGAACUGUUGACGAUCACUCUACCUGAUUUUAAAGGGGAUUUUAAGAUUAAACAUUUUGGACGUGGAGAGUAUCAUUUCAAGAGCCUUAAUGUACAAAGCGUUGAGCUAAAGAACUCCAAACUGGACCUGGUGCCUGGUGAAGGCCUAAAGGCAUCUAUCUCCAAUGCCUUUAUCCAUGUGCACGGGGAUUGGAAAGCACGCAAGUCUAUUCUGAAAGUAAGUGGUUCCUUUGAUCUGCAAGUUAAAGGUAUUUCCAUUUCAGUAUCUCUGGGAUUGAGCAGUGAUAGUUCUGGGAGACCCACAGUCACCAGUAAACAAUGUAGCAGCCACAUUGCUGAUGUUGAUCUCGACGUUUCUGGAAAAAUUGGGUGGUUGCUGAACCUCUUCCAAAACCAUAUUGAGUCGAAGUUUAGAAGGGUCUUGCAAGAUAAGAUCUGCGAGAUAGUCAAGAAGUCAGUUGCUUCAGACCUCCAACCCUAUCUUCACAGUCUCCCAGUCAUAGUCAAGAUUGACAACAUUGCCGGCAUGGAUUAUGCCCUGGUUGGGCCACCCCAGGCCACAUGUUACAGUUUGGACACACCCUUUAAGGGUGAGUUUUUCAGGCAAAGUCAUCAAUCCCCUGUUCCCUUUGAACCUCCUGCUAUGAACCUCCCUGAAGACCACGACCUCAUGGUUUACUUUGGAAUUUCUGAUAGCGUCUUCAAUACUGCUAGUCAAGUUUACUGGGAGGCAGGGACCUUGAACUACACCAUCACAGAUGACAUGAUCCCAUCCAGUUUCCGAAUCCGACUGAUCACCUCCUCUUUCCGAGCUCUGGUCCCUCAGUUGGGCAAGCUGUAUCCCAAUAUGCCAAUGGAACUUCAGGUAACGACAUCUUCUCCUCCUGUCAUGGUCUUCAGUCCAGGAAAUGUGACCUUGACACCAGUGAUGGACCUCCAGGCCUUUGUCGUCCAACCCAAUUCCCUCCGGGUGCCUCUCUUCUUGCUCAGUGUGACAACCACCGUCUGGGCCACCAUAGGUGUGAAUGGCAACAGAAUUGUGUCCUCUGUGACCCCCGGAAGUUCACUUACCAUGGAACUAAAGCACUCAGACAUUGGCCCAAUCAAUGUACCCUUAAUCCAGGCAAUCCUGAAUUACUAUGCUAUGAGCACCCUGUUACCUGCUGUCAAUGAAAAUCUGGAGAUAGGUUUUCCUCUCCCUUUGCCAAGAAAUAUUCAACUGCAGGACCUCCUUGUUCAACCUUAUCAGGACUUUCUGCUUUUGGGAGCCAAUGUUCUGUACACUAAAAACUGAAGAGGGAGAGGACUGACAAGUAGGAGUCACAGAUGGAGAGGGGAAGGUUGCUUUUCUGCAGCCAAGGCUUCAUUUCUGGUAAAGAAUUGAAGGCCACAGCUGGGCUCCCUCUCCCAUCAUCUGGGUCUCUCUAGUUCUGUUCUGUGGCAUGGAUCUGCUGAAGAUAGAUGUGUCACUUUGGGGCUCAGCCUGUGGACUCCAAGCUCUGGUCCCUCUUAGCACUGCCAUGCCCUUCUCUGUUUGAAUUGGCUUUUUCUCCAUGACUACCAGCUUCUCCUGGAGUUUGCCUACUGUUUGCAUUUUGGUUCUACUCCCCUCUCUCCUUCUAAGCCCAUGUACUCUUCCUCUUUCCUUGUGGAUAUCCAAUAAAUCCUCCCCCUACUCACAAAUGACUCCAUAAAA
Molecule: messenger RNA, 1924 nt
Organism: Vombatus ursinus (common wombat)
Lineage: Eukaryota; Metazoa; Chordata; Mammalia; Diprotodontia; Vombatidae
Product: lipopolysaccharide-binding protein-like
Exons: 15
Coding region: 74-1522 (482 amino acids)
Biological process (GO): macrophage activation involved in immune response; defense response to Gram-negative bacterium; defense response to Gram-positive bacterium
Molecular function (GO): lipopolysaccharide binding
Source: RefSeq, a predicted model, not a curated record